AUGGAGCGCCCCGCCGAACAUAAUUGUCCGACGACGCACAAGGCGCCGCCGGCACCUUAUUACGCCGUGAUCUUCUCCUCGACGCUAUCAGACAACGCGGAGGGCUACGGCGCCAUGGCCGAGCGCAUGGUCGAGCUCGCGAGGCAGCAAGAAGGAUUUAUUGACGUCGAGAGCGCGAGCCGCACGAGCGAGGGCUUCGGCAUCACCGUGUCCUACUGGAGAGACCUCGAGUCCAUAUCAAGAUGGAAGGCUCAAUCCGAGCACGCCGCCGCGCAGAGGAUGGGCCGCGACGCGUUCUACCGAAGCUAUAAGUUGCGGAUCGCGCGCGUCGAGAGGGACUACGGCUUCGACCGGGACGCGUAA
Messenger RNA from Pelagomonas calceolata, 363 nucleotides. Lineage: Eukaryota; Pelagophyceae; Pelagomonadales; Pelagomonadaceae. The record is from the annotation of a GenBank genome assembly.